GCGGGAGGCGGUCGCUGUGGCAACGUGCCGUGCGGCGCAGGGGAGGGGAUGCUCGGCGCAGGGAUGGCUCCCGGCGGACGGGCAGCGCUGCCUGCGGCGGGCCAUGGGCUCCCCUGAAGAGGGAAUAUCCGAGCCCCAGCCCGGUGUCGGCGUCCAGAGGGAUGUGGAGCCACAGAGGCAGCGGACCCUGUGACUGACACAACCUCUCCCGCCCACAGCUGAAUGGAAAGACUGCAGAAGCAGCCACUGACCUCCCCUGGGAGCGUCUGUUCUUCCCGUGGAUCCAGCGUUCCUGGAUCGCCCUCCAGCAUCGUGGCCAAAAUGGACAACGAGGUCCUGGGAUACAAGGACCUGGCUGCCAUCCCUAAGGACAAGGCGAUCCUGGACAUCGAGCGCCCCGACCUGAUGAUUUAUGAACCCCAUUUCACCUACUCGCUCAUGGAGCACGUGGAGCUGCCCCGGAGCCGGGAGCGCUCCCUGUCUCCCAAAUCCAUCUCUCCCCCUCCGUCUCCGGAGGUCAUCCGGGAGUGGCUGGAGAGCCGGCAGCCCCCCACCAGCACCCCCGUGCCCGCCUCGCGCCAGGGCGGCUCCUCCACCCGCAGCAGCGUCCAGCACUUCCACCGACCCGAGACCGACACGACGGAGCUCAACAUAUACAAGAAGCCCCCGAUCUACCGGCAGAAAGACCACCAUUCCAGCGCCCACCACGGGAAGCAUCUCAUCGAGGACUUGAUCAUCGAAUCCUCCAAGUUCCCGGCGGCGCAGCCCCCCGACCCCAACCAGCCCGCCAAGAUCGAGACCGACUACUGGCCGUGCCCCCCGUCCCUGGCCGUCGUGGAGACGGAGUGGAGGAGGCGGAUGGCCUCCAAGAGAGGGGAGGAGGAGGACGAGGACCUGACGGAGGAGAUGAAGAACCUGCGGGAGCUCCAGAAGCAGGAGCUGAGCAAGGUCACCUCCAACCUCGGGAAGCUGAUCCUGAAGGAGGAGAUGGAGAAAUCUCUCCCGAUCCGGAGAAAAACCCGCUCGCUGCCGGACCGGACGCCCUUCCACACGUCCCUGCACACGAGCUACAAGAGCUCCUCCCUGCCAGCCUCGGGCAGGAGCACCCUCACCCGGCUGCAGUCGGCAGAGUUCGGCUCGGCGGGGAGCGAGAAGGGCAGUCCAGCCCUGCAGAACGGCCAACGCGGGCGCAUGGACAGAGGGAACUCCCUGCCCAGCAUGUUGGAGCAGAAGAUCUACCCCUAUGAGAUGCUGAUGGUGACGAACCGAGGCCGCGUGAAGCUGCCGCCCGGCGUGGACAGGACCAGGCUGGAGAGACACCUGUCCCCCGAGGAUUUCCUGAAGGUCUUUGAGAUGCCCCCGGAGGAGUUCAGCAAACUGGCCCUCUGGAAGCGCAACGAGCUGAAGAAGAAAGCCUUCCUCUUCUGAGCCCCGCCCGGCCCCGAGCCCAGUCCGUGUCGCGCCGUGUACCCGCUUUAGGGCUCUCAGCCGGUUUUUAGGGCCCCUUUCCCACACCCCCAGACCUACCCCCAUCCCUCCUGGCCUUGCUCCUCCCGUGGGAAACGGGCUCGGGAGGGGCUCGAACCUGCCUGGCCACGGGGUGAUGGGGCAGCCCCCGCCCCGGGGCAGGCACGGUUCAGCCAGGAGGGGUGGUUUGGGGGCGUCUCUGGGCUUUGUACCCCCUUUUUUCCCCCCCCUACACCCCUCCCGGGACCACUGGCAGGGGCAGUGCCCGGCUCUGCUCUCAGCCGGUCGGGAGCACACUGGCUCCGGAGGGUGGGCACUGGAUGGGGGGGGUUUCCCUCCUCCCUGGGGGUCUGCUACCUUCAGCCCCCACAGCCUGGGUGCCCCUGUGCCCCCUGGGUGCCUCUGUGCCCCCUGGAGUGCCCCUCUCCCACCCUGAGACUUGGGAAGAGCCCGGGGGCCGACUCACUGCCAGACUGAUGUUCUCCCGGGAAAAACCAGGCUGCCAUCCCACCCUGCCCCACUCCAGCCCCCCCCCCCCAAUUUUGACACCCCCCCGGGUCCCUCCCGUGCCAGCUGCUGUAGCGAGGACCCCCAAGGACACUGCCAAACCCCCCUGGCACUGGGCAGGAGUGGGGCAGGGCUGGGAGGGGGGUGAGGGGGAGCACCUGGGAUGAAUUUGGGGAGGGGGGUCUCAGUGGGACCCUGGGGCAGCUCUUGGUGCAUUUCCAUGGGCAGAUGUGCCCACGGGGGGGAAUGCACUGGGAGAGGGGGUACAGGAGGGGAAGGGGGGAUGCACUGGGGGGGGGUGCAGGAGGGGAGGGGGGGAUGCACUGGGGGCGUGCAGGGGGGCACUGGGGCGAUGAACUGGGCAACGAUGAACUGGGGCGAUGGAUUGGAGCAGGGCACGGCUCGAUGGGCACCGCGGCCACCGGGGGGCUGGGCAGGGCAUUGUCCCUGUCCCCACCACCCCCCGUCCGGCCGCGCAGGCAGGGCUCGGCACCGGGCAGCACCUCCCCUCCUCACACCCCUCCCCUCUCCCCGCACACGUUUUGGGCAGGACCCCUCUCCCCCCGCACCCCCCUUUUCCCCCCACGCUCCCCGGUUUCUGUUUCCAGCCACUUUCCAGCCGCUAGACCUUGUUGGGAUGUAAAGAAUGUAAUUUAUCGGGAAUUCACUGGCCCAUACUUGCCUUUCACUGCUACAAACGACAUAUCUAUAAAUAUAUAUAUAAAUAUGGGUUGUUUUCGGACUGGACUACAGUGAUUCACUUUCUCUGUUUUUUUGUUAGAGUUUAUUUUAUUUGCUGGUGUCGGAGAAUCCGCGUGAGAGUGAUUUUUUGCUUACAAUUAAAGGUGAAAUGGCUUUA
Molecule: messenger RNA, 2833 nt
Organism: Pseudopipra pipra
Lineage: Eukaryota; Metazoa; Chordata; Aves; Passeriformes; Pipridae
Gene: DMTN
Product: dematin actin binding protein
Exons: 17
Coding region: 223-1428 (401 amino acids)
Biological process (GO): cytoskeleton organization; lamellipodium assembly; actin filament bundle assembly
Cellular component (GO): plasma membrane; actin cytoskeleton
Molecular function (GO): actin filament binding
Source: RefSeq, a predicted model, not a curated record